AUGAACACGAUCAGGGAAGACCGCUUUUAUGAUACGGAGGUGCCGUUCAUCAAGUGUAUCGGGACACCCAGAGAGAUCGGAUUGGCACAUGGGUCAGGGGCGAAAGACCGCAUUUCCAAAUGUAUCGCCAUAUAUACUGAGCUCUACAAGCUCACUGCUGGGAUAGACUGGGAUGAGGCCAAAGAAAAAGCAGCUAAAUUCAAGCCGUACAUCCAACAGCACUUCCCCGACUUGAUAGAGGAGAUGGAGGGGAUCGCAGAAGGAGCAAAUCGAGAUGUUUUGGACAUUUUGACGCUUAAUUUUCGCUCUGAAAUCGUGCUAACAAACUACUCCGACGGUUGUACCUCGAUUGCAACCUACAACGAGGAGCUCGACGAGACGUACGUGGGCCAGAACUGGGACUGGAUUCCCGAAAUGAAAGCCGGAUCCGUAGUAUUGGACAUUCAGAAGAAAAACUGCCCUCGGAUAAUCCUUUGUACGGAGGCGGGGAUCAUAGGCAAAAGUGGCUUUAACGGCGACGGAGUAGGACUAGUACUAAAUGCACUGAAGUGCGGCAAAAUGGCACUGAAAUUGCCCAUCCACUGUCUUUUAAGACUAGCGUUGGAAAGUUCCUCGGUUGACGAAGUUGAGAAGCUGUUUUUCGAGUAUGGUUGUGCAAGUUGCGCUAAUGUUAUGGUGGCUGAUCGGUCGAACUGCUUAAAGUCCUUUGAAAUUACCCCAUUGGGUGUGGCGGUGAUAGAACCCACAGGUGGCGUAGUUCUCCAUACAAACCAUCUAUUUGCAGAUGUUCGCUUUGUCCAGGACUUUCCAUCCCCAAAUUCCUUUUCGAGACUGGAGCGCAUACGGGAACUGUCCAAGGAUGCUCCUCACACGAUCGCUAGCAUGAGAGAGCGUUUCUCCGAUCUUGACAACGAGCCUUACUCGAUUUGCAGGGCGUUCAUCCCUGGAGCAGUCGGCGUUGAAUCAAUGAUCACAUUGAUGACAAUUAUUAUGAACGUCUCAAGAAAUGAAGGAGAGGUCAGUUAUGGUAGACCUGCGGAAAACCCAAAGGUUUACAGACUAUUUUUCGAUUGA
Molecule: messenger RNA, 1074 nt
Organism: Kuraishia capsulata CBS 1993
Lineage: Eukaryota; Fungi; Ascomycota; Pichiomycetes; Pichiales; Pichiaceae
Exons: 1
Coding region: 1-1074 (357 amino acids)
Source: RefSeq, a predicted model, not a curated record